CGCAUGAGUAUGGCAUAAACGGACACUAUAAAGAGGAGCAUGAGAUGAUUGAGAUCGGAAGCAGAGGAGCAACUUAUCGGCAGCCGUUCAAAUUAGGAACCCUAAAUCUAAUUCACCAUACCUCCAAACUUUCUGAGUUUCUACUUUCUACCUACUUCAACAGACUCGAUGAAAUCCUGCUCUCUUUGAGUUUCUACUUCAAUUCAUCAUCAAAUUCCACCAAUUGGAUCGUUUUCAGAGUUGUUAUCACAACAAUUGGUGAAGUCUGUAACUAUAAAGAGAUCUUCCAGCUUAUUUCGUUGUACAAGUUCUGCUUUAUCAUGGAGAUUGACUCAGUCAACAUAGUUGAUGGUCACCAAGUCGGCACAAAAAAUGAGACUUCGGAACCUGUUAAACAGGAGAGGGUUUUGGCCGGUGACGGAAAAUGUUAUUCCUCUACAGACACUGUUCAGGGAAACAAAGCUGAUACAGGCGAGGAGGAGGGAAAUGUAGCAAUGGAUUCGGGUGGUGGUGAUGUGAAUAUGGAGGCUUCAAUCUCAGCUGAUGAUGUAAUGCGGGCAGAGAUUAUGAAGAGCCACAAAAGGAGAUUUGCAGACCAGGGCUCGGCUGGAAAGACGUGA
Lactuca virosa is the source of this 620-nucleotide messenger RNA. The record is from the annotation of a GenBank genome assembly. NCBI's taxonomy places the organism in Eukaryota, Viridiplantae, Streptophyta, Magnoliopsida, Asterales, Asteraceae.